GCGUCACGUGACGUGAGAUAGACCGACAGCCAUUACCAUCGUUCAUUUUAAAAGUACACGAAGCGAUGUAUGUUUUUAAGAGUGGAUAAAAGCGAUGUACUGUUUUAAAAGUGGAUGAAGCGACGUAUUGAAAGCAAAUCGGGGCAGGUAAAGUUGAUUCGGAGACAAGAUGGCCGAACAUAGUACCGAAGAAAUGGAGGUGAGCUGUAUAGUUAAUGACUAUAUUUCUUACCAACUUCAUAUGAAUGGUUAUGAAUGGAGGUCGCCGACGGCUACUCCGACUAAAGUGAACAGUUCACUAAGAUCGUUGGGUAACGAAUUUAAAACCAGAUAUCGAGACAGUUUUUUGGAAAUGACUGAUAGUCUGGACAUCCAACCUUCUACUGCUCGUGCCACAUUCUUAGGGGUCGCCAACGAAUUAUUCAGCGAGGGGGUCACUUGGGCUAGAAUCGUGGCAUUGUUUGUAUUCGCCAGCGAAAUGGCUCUCAUUUGCCAUAGAAUGAGCCACACGGAAAUCGUCAACGACGUGGCAGAAUGGUUGAGCUCGUAUAUUAAAUCCAAUUUACUAACGUGGAUCAGAGAUCACGACGGCUGGGAUGGCCUGGUGACUUUUCACGAAGGAUACGAUGACCUUCGAUCCGAAUCUCCCUGGCCCGUUCUGAAGAAAUUCGUCUGUGGUGUGGCUGCGGGUGUCAUCGGCGCCCUGACAGUGGGGGCCAUCUUGUCUUCCAAAUCGUAGAUUGAACCGGUGCUGUAACAAACUCGGAAUAUCGAAUAAAAAUUAAAAGAAAAAAAUGGUUCGAUAUGUCGUCGUCGUAUGUGUGUGAUUGGUGCGUAUGUUUCGUGUGAAAGCAACUCCUCUCCCAAUCACCAUGGCAACCGUUCGUACCUCGUCGAACCCUCCGAACUCUUAUCUAACCUCACUUUGGAAUUUUUUAUUAUAUUAUUAUUAAAAUGGAACAUUUUCUUAACGAUGAAAGUAUAACUGGAAAACAUUCGUCUGUAAUAGGAUGAUUUUAUUUGUGUAUUUUCUGGUUCAAUUUUGGGUUUUCCCGUUCUCUGUGUCCGAACGGAUUUCGAAAACAUUUUAUUUUGGUACAAAUUUCGUUGGGCAGUUUCUCCACUAAAUACUUGACAGAGAUUUAUAUAAGAUAUAUAAAUAAAUAUAUGCAUAGAUAAUGGAGCACGACUGGCAUUUUUAUUACCUGCAGAUCUGCAACAAUUUAUUUGCUGUAAUUUUGUAAUUAAACAUUUUUUUAUUUCUAAUGUAUUACUAGCUGUCAUGAUUUGGAACUUUAUUAUUAUCGACUUCCAUUUUGUAAGUCAUGCAACUCGGCUUUGUUAAUGCGACACUCCCAUUCUCAACCGAGCUAUACGAUAUCAUGAAUGAACAAUUUUCUGGUUUUUAAAAAAAAGUUCGUGGAAAGCGAACCCAACAAAAUGUAUCCGAUAACACCCCAAGUUCACCGACCCGACGUCAUCGUGUUUUGCUAUUGAUUGACUGACUCUAUUCAAACGAACCGAUGAUUAUUUGUAGAGUCGUCGACCCAAAAAAAACCUUAUGUAUAAUAUAAUGAUGAGAAAAUACUAUAGAUUUCCCCUUUCGACCCUCGAAACAUCGCACGAGAUUUAUCAACAUGCAUUUAUUUUAAAUUCGUUUUCGACUCAUACGGGUAGAUAAUGUUUAUCAAGUAAUGCUAAUUAAUGGUUACAUCUUUCCUUACUAAGUACCAUUUACCAACGAGUUCUCGAGGGACAUUUAAAAAUGCCUUAAUUGAACUUUUCGUAAUGGGAAUGGUGCGUUUAUAAUCGUCUGUAAUUAACCUUGGUAGAUAUGGAUCCCCGCGGAUUUCGAAUCAGGUUUUAUAAUUUUAUCGUGUUUUUAAGUUAUCACUUUGAUCUCGAUUAAUUAAACGAUAAUCCAUGCACUACGAAUUCGUCUGAUCUUUUUUUUAUUUGUUCAUUCCGUGAAUUUUUAUUCUUAAUAGAACCGAUUUCGAAUAAACCGAAAAGCGAGUCUUUAAAAGCCAACAUUAAUUUUGUUGAUCUGGAGGCAGGUGGAGGAUACAGCUGUUUAACGUUUAGGAUAAGGAACAAUGGUGGACACGUGGAUGGCGCGUGACGCGGUUCCAAAUGGUACUCGGGGUUUGAACCGAUUACGUCGAUUUAGGUUAAGUUCGAAAACAUCUGUUCUCCUCUGAUUUUUAUUUCGUGGAAAUUCUGUAUUUUAAGCUUUUUGAAAUAAAAAGUUUUAAAUAUU
Centruroides sculpturatus (bark scorpion) is the source of this 2260-nucleotide messenger RNA. Its product is annotated as apoptosis regulator R1-like. The transcript has 2 exons. The record is from RefSeq and is a predicted model, not a curated record. Lineage: Eukaryota; Metazoa; Arthropoda; Arachnida; Scorpiones; Buthidae. Gene Ontology annotation, cellular component: mitochondrial outer membrane. The coding region runs from base 170 to 739 and encodes 189 amino acids. Gene Ontology annotation, biological process: negative regulation of intrinsic apoptotic signaling pathway; extrinsic apoptotic signaling pathway in absence of ligand; intrinsic apoptotic signaling pathway in response to DNA damage. Gene Ontology annotation, molecular function: protein heterodimerization activity; protein homodimerization activity.